AUUAGUUUUGGGUCUGUCUGCCAUCAUGAACACAUCUCUCCCUUCAGGUCCUGCAUCUCCAGAGUCCCAGAGAAACAGAGAGGACUUUUCUGCUUCGCUAGACAAACUACGGCAGCUGAUAGAAGACAAAGUUCACGUCCUACAAUCCCCCUUCGCUGAGGAGCAACAGGGUUUGGUGUGUGAGGAGAGCACAGGUAGAGGAGGACUGUGGAGGUUUGCCAUUUUGAGCGAGGAGCUGACCUUUCACCUCAAGCAGCUGCAGAGACAGACAGAGCAGGAGCUUUGCAACAUACACACACAACUCUUGCAGAUCGAAGGCCGCCAGCAGCCGCUGACCACUGAGCUUCUAAAUCUUCAGGAGAAGAAGAAACAGACCGAGCAAGAGCUAAAGAGGAACUCCAGUCUUCAGGCGUCCACUUUUCAGCUGUGUGCAUUUCGAGAGCUACAGGCCUCCAUCACCGAGCGUUUGCUCCAAUCAGAGAAGUUGGUGUUCCAAGAAGAGGCACUGAUCACACUCCGUAACCUGCUGACCCAAGACCUGCACCGGUACCAGGAAGAGACGCAGAGACUCACCUGUUUCACACAGAAGAUAUUAAAACAGUCCAACAGAGGGGAAGCGUUCACCAGCAGACAGAGUGACCACAGCAUGCAGGGAAAGAACGAGACAGAAACAGAAAACAACAUGCAUUCACCCGAUUCCACUUCAUCCCAGUCACCAAUUAGUCCUCACCAAACCACCAAUGAAGAAGAGGCAAAGCAGGCCUGGAGUGCCAAUCAUAAGAAACCAGCUGCAGGUCUGUCCCGUGGUACAAACCUGCGCCGAGCCGGCAGCGUCAAAGACCUGAUCAAUAAGUUCUCUGGUUCGGAUGCCCCACAGAGCCCCACCUCUGGAGCAGGGAAAGUCGCAAAGUCUCCUUCUGCAGAGGCUCUUGAGUCUCCAAAGUCUAGGUCGAGUCCAUCCACACCAAUUAGUGUCGGACAAGAUGAGGGUCUAGUUCCCAGCAUCACUGUGACGCCUCCGUUCAGGGAGACCGGUCAGAAUGUGGCUCGAUCCGCUCAGAGAAGCACCAGUACUAGUCAGAUCACUGCGAGAAUUGAUUGUCCAGUAGGAAGCAGCGCUGAGAAGACUGACUCAGAAGCAAAGAACAAAACGCAAACCCCAGUCUCUGGUAGAGACUCGGUGGCUGACUCCGGCAUGGGAUCGGAGUCUGAGUUUGAUUCAAACAAGCAGCCCGACAGCCCGUCUGAGGAUGAGCCCACCACACCCCGAGCCGUGCCACCCACCCAGAACCCGAAAUAUCAGCUGUUCCUCAACAAGGAGCCCAAAACCAACGGGUUGAGCGGCAGGGAUGCAGAUGGCCCAGGAGGCGGCGGGACGGUGGGGGAGAACGGCCCCAGGCUGGCGCGAUGGGAGACCAACCGGCUGGGGCUGAACCACUUUAAAGGUUCCCUGGAGUCCCUGGCCUCACGGGACUGGGACACUACGUCUGACAGGUUGUUGAACAACGCCAUCGCCUGGACAAAACACAGAUUUAAGUGGGGUGUUGAGAGCCCUCCCAGAGUGUUCAACAGUCCAUACGCCACGACUUCCUCCAUGGAUUACAACCCCAUGUACCGAAUGUCUGAAUUCAAGGUAACAGGCGGACUGUCUCCUGCCACUUCAGAGAUGAACCUGUACAGCUUCAACAGCCGCAGCACCAGUCCAGUGAGCCUGCCCACGCCAACCCUCGCCUCUUCCCGCCCCCGAUUCUCUGCCUACGACACUCUGAGGAGGAGGAACGAGGUCACCAACACUGUGUUACCCACCACCACCCACUACAGCAUGCGCUCUGCCACUCUGGGAGCACCAAAUAAGAAAGACUACAUAGAAGAGUUGACCAAACAGAUGGACGUCCUCCAGAAGCGUAACCAGUUCCUGGAGGCAGAGAGUGUGGAGAUGGAGAAGGAGAGGAAUCAGAUAAGGUUUGAGAUGCGCGGCCUGCUGGUGAACAACGAGGACCUGCUGAGGACCAACACUCAGCUGAACAACGAGAUGAAGAGGAUGAGAGAGCAGAUGAUAGAGAUGGAGAGAGAGAACCAGGCGAUGGGGGAGAGAUGCAGAGAGAUGGAGAUUGAGGUGAAGGAAGCCCGGGACAUGAUGGUGGAGGCCAACACUCAGGAAUACGCCUUCAAUUUUCUCCAGCAGUCUCUCAAGAACAAGAUCCAGGAUGCUGAGGACAACCUGGAGAAGCAGACGCAGCACGCCCAGACUCUGUCUGAGAAGCUGUGGCUGGCAGAGAGACAGCUGGAGGAGCUGGAGGUGGACAGAGACACCAGAGACAAGAGGACAUCUGAGAUGAACGCAACCAUCCUCAGACUGGAGACAGAGCUAGGUGAAGCCGUGCAGGCAUCCACACAGGCUUCAGCAGAGCUGAAUCUGCACCAGAAGCUGCGUGAAGACAGCCAGAUGAGAGUGGAGGAGCUGGAGGAGUCUCUGCUGGAGAAGGAGCAGGAGCUGCAGAAAAUGCAGCUCCUCGUCAACAGACUGCAGGGAGAGGUCUCCGGUAAGCUGAUUGAUAAGGAGCGGACGCUGGAAGAGGAGAUCCAGCUGAGAGAGAGGAUACAGCUACAGUGUAAACAGGCUGAAAGGAUGGUGGACGACCUCCAGAUGGAGCUGCAGAGCACCAACCAGACCAAAGAGGACCUGGCCAAACAAGUCAAACAGGCUCAGGAGAAGAUGAUCGACAUGGAGAGCGACCUGGAGGAGCUGCAUGACAGCGAGCAAAGAUGGGCUGCCAAACACAAGAGAGCUAUCGAACAGACCGAGCAGCUGCAGCUGAAGUUGCUCCAGGAGAAAGACCUGAACGACCAGCUGGAAAGUGAGAAGGCCUCCAUGGAGAGACAGCUGCGUGAGAUGCGUCUGGAGGUGGAGGAGCUUCAAAGCUCCAGAGUGCAGGAGGAUGUUGUCUCCAGGGCGGAAAGCAAAGUCAAAGAGCUGGAGAACAUCCUGAGGACCGAGGAGAGGAACAAGUCUGUUCUGACAAACACCAUCAGUAAACUGGAGAGGAGGAUCAACGAUCUGACCGAUCAGAUGGAGGAGGAGCACAGGAUAGCUACUGAGCAGAAAGACCUGAUCACCCAGAGGAUGCGCUCUCUGAAGCGUCAGUUGAACGAGGCAGAGGAGGAGGCGAGCAGGAGAGAGGCACAGUACCGCCACACCCAGAGAGAGCUGGCAGAGGAGAGGGAGACGAACAGCCGGCUGCAGAGGCAGCUGCUCGACCAGCACCUGCAGACAAAGCGUAAGGAGACUCUGACCAUCCGCCAGACUCUGGAUAACCUGAAGUUGGACCUGAGUGUUGACGACGAAGACGAAGAUUAUCAGCUGCCACAAACAAACGUCUCCAAAGUCUGAACCCUCACACUCCACACGCCAUGCUACAUCUCUACAAUGACUUAGUGUAUGGUGGCAUUUUCUAAACCUGCCCCCACGUUAUCACAGUAAGAGGCAGGAGACUAAAUUCAUUCUUCCAAAAAAGGGAAAGGAUAAGCUGCAUUUGACGAAACCCACAAGUCCACUGGGAUCCUUUAUUUACCACUGUUGUGUUAUGUGAAAUUUCCUAGAGUUUGUCAUGGAAAGAACCAUGUAAUCAAGUACUAAUAAUACGUAAUGUGUUGAAUUAUACUGUUUAAACUUGUACACCAAUUUGAAAUAAUUGCAUAAUUAGCUUAGCUCUUAUUCAAAGGAAAUGUUUCUUUACAGGAAACUUCUCAGUAAAAUGUUAGGAAAUUAGAGACCUGACAUAUUUAUCGCCCUCCCCUGACGACUAGCAGGAAUUACAACCAUUUACAGUGCAGAGCGAAGCUCCUGGUGGGCUCACAGCCUCACUGUCAGUGUGACAGACACAAAGAUUAGCCUGUCAACAAUGAAGUGAAAUGCCUGUUUCCUGCUUUUCUAUUACACAGAAUAUUUAACAGAAUAAUUGUCUACUUGUUUGCCAAAGGAACUAGGUGCAGAGAGAUGCUGACAAACAUAAAGGGAAAACUCACUAGUGGACAGUGAGGGGAAAAAGUGCCUUUAAAGAACUUUAAACAGCCUGAAGUACAUUUUGGAGUGUGGAAGCUUCAAGGUCUUUAAGUGAGUGCACUCUUAUGACUCUGACAGGACUCAUUUAGAUUUGUUUUUUUUUAAUUAAUAUAAAGUUAUCUGGUGGAGCUUUGCUGAUUUUUCUUUCACACAGAGGGAUUAUCCAUGUUAGAGGCUGUUGAGUUUACUAUGUUUUACACAUUCACCUGCAGUAUUUGGACAUAUUUCAUGGUGGUUGACACAUAACUGCAGAGGAGGGAUCUCCGGAUGUGACACGCAGAAACAAUUAAGAGAUUAUUUAUAUUGAACAAUUUUUUUUAAUGUUUUUAUCAUCUGAAGAUUGCUAAUUCUGUAUUUGUAAUUGUUUGUGGGGCAAAACGUAUGAUUUUAGAGAAUGAAAUGUAUGAUUUUUUUUAAGUUCAGUUUCAGGUAUUUUAGGGGUUCUGCUGCUGUAUUAAUGUAAUGUACUGUGCCUUCCACUUACAGUAUCUGUUUGUGAGAUAAGAUUUAAGGGGUAGGAUUUUUAGUGUCAGUGAAGAUGACCAAAAAAGCACACUUUACACUUGUUAUCCAGAUUGAAUCAAACCACACAAAAAAUUACUGAAUAUAGUUUCUAUAUCUUUAAAAGUGAAUCAACUGAGAGGUUUCAACUAUCAAAAGAAACAUAAAUGUCUAAAUAUAUUUUAGAUCUAAGAUGUGUGUUAAUGCAGUAAGUGGAAGAGGCAAAAAAGAAUAAAAUAAUAGAUUGUGUUAAAAAAUGUAAAAAUGUGUAAAAUGUUCUCUGUGCUCUUAUUUUGGAGGGGACAACUAUGUGCAAAGAAAAAAAAAACAAGGCUGGGUUGUUAAAUUCAAAUCAGUAGAAAAUGAUUCAAGAUUAGUCCAUUAAUACUUUAAUUUGACCCACUUCCUGCUUCUGAUUGUGAGUAAACUGAUCCCAGCCCUGUUCUAACAAUUCUUUGUAUGUGUAAGACUAAUAUUCAGAUACUGUUUGGAUUCUCUGUUAUGUUUACAUUUGUUGGUGUAUUUUGCUUUUUUGGAAACAGGAUCAUACAUUACAUGAAAGAGUUUGAUUUUUCAGCUGAUGGGAAUGUGUGCUACACAUGACUAGUGUUUGUUUUUGUAGGUUUGUCAUUCUCAUGACAAAGGCAACGGUGUCUACGGAUGUGUAAAAAGGAAUAGAUUUCAUUGACUUAUUUUUGUAACUGAACUUCACAUUCUACUGGUUCUGCUGUUCUCAGGUAUUUAUUUUUCACAUUGUCUGUUUGGUGAGAAGUUUCUUUGUACGAAAUAAAAAUAAAUUCUUCUCCACUGUGAA
This is a messenger RNA of Epinephelus lanceolatus (giant grouper), 5378 nucleotides long. Lineage: Eukaryota; Metazoa; Chordata; Actinopteri; Perciformes; Serranidae. The record is from RefSeq and is a predicted model, not a curated record.